Arvicola amphibius (Eurasian water vole) is the source of this 6485-nucleotide messenger RNA. It is a transcript of the gene Pdxk, whose product is annotated as pyridoxal kinase. Gene Ontology annotation, biological process: pyridoxal 5'-phosphate salvage. NCBI's taxonomy places the organism in Eukaryota, Metazoa, Chordata, Mammalia, Rodentia, Cricetidae. The coding region runs from base 150 to 1088 and encodes 312 amino acids. Gene Ontology annotation, molecular function: pyridoxal kinase activity. Gene Ontology annotation, cellular component: cytosol. The transcript is spliced from 11 exons. The record is from RefSeq and is a predicted model, not a curated record.
CCUGUUGAGGUCAGAGGAGGCGGGCAUCGCGUCCAAACCCAGCGCCUGCGCGUGCUGGAGGCAAUCGGCUGCGGAGACCGAGCGUGCGGCCUGGGUUAGCCGGAUUCCGUGACACCACCUGUGCCACGCGCCACCACGGCCUGCCUGGCAUGGAGGGCGAGUGCCGGGUGCUCUCCAUCCAGAGCCAUGUUGUCCGCGGUUACGUGGGCAAUCGGGCGGCCAUGUUCCCGCUGCAGGUUUUGGGAUUUGAAGUUGAUGCCGUGAACUCCGUGCAGUUUUCAAACCACACAGGCUAUACCCAUUGGAAGGGCCAAGUGCUGAGUUCGCAGGAGCUCCAUGAACUGUAUGAAGGUCUCAAGAUAAACAGCGUGAAUAAGUACGACUAUGUGCUCACUGGUUACACGAGGGACAAGUCCUUCCUGGCCAUGGUGGUGGACAUCGUGCGGGAGCUGAAGCAGCAGAACUCCAAGCUCGUGUACGUGUGCGAUCCUGUGAUGGGGGACAAGUGGAACGGCGAAGGCUCCAUGUACGUUCCCCAGGACCUCCUUCCCGUGUACAGGGACAAAGUGGUGCCCGUGGCAGACAUCAUCACUCCCAACCAGUUUGAGGCUGAGUUGCUGAGUGGCAGAAAAAUCCACAGCGAGGAAGAAGCACUGGAGGUGAUGGACAUGCUACACUGCAUGGGUCCGGACACAGUGGUCAUCACCAGCUCUGACCUGCCCUCCCCACAAGGCAGUGACUACCUGAUCGCACUGGGCAGCCAGAGGAUGCGGAAGCCUGAUGGCUCCACGGUGACUCAGCGCAUCCGGAUGGAGAUGCGCAAGGUGGAUGCCGUCUUCGUGGGCACUGGGGACCUGUUUGCUGCCAUGCUUCUGGCGUGGACACACAAGCACCCGGACAAUCUGAAGGUGGCCUGUGAGAAAACUGUGUCUGCCAUGCAACACGUGCUGCAGAGGACCAUCCGGUGUGCAAAAGCUCAAGCAGGAGCAGGACAGAAGCCCAGCCCAGCCCAGCUGGAGCUGAGGAUGGUCCAGAGCAAAAAGGACAUCGAGGACCCCGAGAUCGUCGUGCAGGCCACGGUGCUGUGAUGGUCGUGUACUCACCCCGACACACUGUGUACUGGGGUCUCCGUUUCCAUCCCCCUGAAAGCUGUAACGUCUGCCUUAGAGCCAUGACUGAAACUUGAUAUUUUGUUUCCCCCUGAGGGUCGGGUCUCAGCCGGUCUCAAUCCUGAAAAUGUGCCAUCAUUUUUAAAAAAAAAAUAAUAAUAACAAAGCAGUCACAGAAAUGUGAUUCAGAAACAUGGCCCCUUCCUCCCCAAGGCCGCCUGACUGCCUCAUGUUUCCUCACAGGGAUGUGGAAGGUGGAACAGGCAAGCCUGCUGCCUGUGGACCUUUCUGUUGGCCACUGGCUGCCACUACCCCCAGAACCUGGACUGAGCUGAGAAGAGGCCUGUGGUGGCACUGUUCUUAAAAUUGGGUUAGGUCUUGGCAUCUGGAAGAAUUAUGCCAAAUAUCUUCAUUGCCAUCUGGUCUUACCCUUGUUCCUGCAUUAGAGUUUCUGUGUGUGUCUCUGCCGUUCUUGGUGUCUCCGAGGAUGUCGGACUUAUGCAGCUGUUGGACUGUGUGGGCAGGUUCCAUUUUCUCAUGCUUGGGUAUGCACGCAAGCAUGUAGUCACUGUGACAGGGACCUUUUAAGGGCCCCAAACAUUCUGAGGACCCUGCAAGCCUUCUGGGUGUCAGCAGGAGUUCCUGUAACUUGGGACCAACUUCUGGGAAACUGACCAACAUAGGCGUCAGCUGUUGAGCCUACGGUGGCUUGGGAAGUUCAGGAAAGGUUGCCACACUGGGCUCCUGUGGGAACUCAGUCAGCCCUGCAGCACUGCUGGUUGGCACUGCACUUGCCACAUGCUGCUGGGCACAGUGCAUUGCUGUUUGGAUAGACGGGAAAGGAGAGGCAGAGGAGGCACCUGCCCCAUGGUGACAUAUUUUACUGCUGUUUCCUCCCCCGAUUUCUGUGCCCAUCACAUGCUGAGGGAUGGGAGGCCCUUAUGUGAAAUCAGCUAACUCUCUGCCUCCUUGGAAGCUCUUCUCCUAUAGAGAGCAUACUGGCACUGUGGGGGCAGGGGCAGUCCUUAGACUCCUGCAGGUGACUGUGACAUGUUCCAUUUUCAUUGCUCAAGUGUGGCUUUCCUGGCUAUCCAUCCUGGAAUUUGGGGUCCCUAAGUCAUAACUGUGAGUGGGGCUCUUAUUUAUGUCUCAUUUCAGCUCCCACACUCAUUUCCCUGUCCCUCAGUUUGUGACAUUUGCCUCUUCUGAGAAGCCACUGCCUAAGGAGAAAUAGGAGACUGGAAGAGGUGAGGGCUAUGAUGUGGCCCCCAUGUUGGCAUAGGUUCCCCGGGGUGCCUUGCUGCAGCCCAUCGGGGGGCCCCUGAGAGCCACAGCCACCUUAACAUAGUCCAGUGUUCCCCUUCCCUUGUUAGAAUGCCCUAGAUGCAGGAGACACUGGUCCACAUGGGCGUGCACUAGUCUGCCUCUGCUUCCUUCCCAGCCCACAUCCUGAGAGCCUCAUCUUUCUGGUCACAGCUGCAGGAUGGUUCAGCAGGUAAGGCUGCCUGUUGUCCUGCCUGACAGCCUUAGUGUUACACACUAAGGAAGCAGAGGUCUCGUUCCUGUGAAUUGUUCUCUCUCUUACACACACGUGCACACACACACGAUAAAUGUCAUUUUAAAAAUUACUUUAUAAGUAUCUAAGCCAGGUUUAUCUAGCUCUCUGGCAUGUGUUUCCUGGUCCCAGUGUCAGCCUCUUAACCCUAAAUUUUGCUGACCAGAAAGAGGAGACCCAUGGCUAGCAGUCUGGAGUGACAACCACAUUCCCCUGAGUCACAGGAAAAGCCCAUCACUGCCUCACAGAGAGCAAGGAGCACCACUUUGCCAGCAAUGAGGAAAUCUUCCUUUUUCCUCUCAGAAUGUUGAGAAUGGAUGGAAGAUUUGGCCCAGUGGGUAGUGUACUUGCCAUGCAUACAGGAAGAACCUGAGUUCAGUUCCCAGCACCUGAGUGUGGCCGUGCAGUGUGCCCUGGAGACCUAAGAACUAGGGAAGUGGGAACAUGAAGACCCCUGGGGCUCUCUUGCCAGCCGAUCUUUUCACCUGGUAAGCUCCAGUUUCAGUAAGGAGAGACCCUGCCUCAAAACAAGAAAUGGAGAGCAGUAGACCCCAGAUGUUGACCUCUGGCUUCACACACACGCACACAAUAAAGGGUAAGAGCUGGCAUAGGCAGUACUGGGUGUAGUCAUUUUAUGUGUGUGGGGGGGUCUUCAUGACCACCCUCUGCAACCACACCAGGAAAGCCUUGGCUCUUGACCGUAGCCCAGAGCUAAUGGUCUAGGGAAGACCCUUUCUUGCUUACACAGCGGGGUGAGCACUCUCUCCUCACAAGAACUUUCUCUCAAAUUCUGAAUUUAGCUGUGGUCUGAAUUGUCCUUUGUGAUUUGGAGCCCAGGGAACAGGAGCAGAGGAUGUGACCCAGGCUUGUCACUAAGAAGAAACAAUAAGUGUUUUGAGUAAAGAAACAUCUGCAGCCUGCGUGCCGGCUCUGGUCCCUUCGUAUCCAGAUCAGAAUUGGCUUUUACUUUCCCUUCCCAUAGUUUAGUUAUGAAAUGAUGUAUUUGGAAAUGAAGUGUUGUCCUCUUCUCAUUGGGAGAGCCCAGUGUUCAAAGCCGCUAGAGUCUUCAGUGGGCGUGGCCAGGCCUGGCUUCACUGUGCUUAUGUGGGGUAUUGGAAGGAGGGGACUAUGUACCCUGUAGGCUAGCCAAGUUCCCGGUAUGAUGUCACCACCCUCAUCUGGAAUAAGAGACUAGCACUGGGUGUUAGAGACCAGGCCCUGUCAUGUCCUUGCUUGGGAAGGCAGGGCCCUCCUGAAGGAGGCAGGUAGGCCGUUGUAGCCCUGGGGCCCUUUGCUGUGCCCCUGGGCAGCUCCUGAACACAGUGUCCUGUUCCCAUUGUUGCAAACCUUCCAUUGUCUGUAGCCUAAAAGUAUAGGAAAAGAAGUGAAUGUAUUUUGUUAUUCAUUGCUUCCAUCCUGCCCUCUGAGGACAUAUCUGGUCUAGAGUUACACAGUUCUCAGGUGCCCUGUGACCCUGGAAGACCACUGCUUGUUCUGACCCUUUCCGUGCACUUUUCUUUGGGGUCAAGGUAUCUACCUUGGCCCAGACAGGGGACAGGCAAGGACACAGAUUUGGCGGUGGCAUCCAGAUUCCACGUGCCCUCCAGAGGGUGCUGCAGCCCAGAGACCCCUUUCAGUGCUGUCCCUCUGCCACUUGGGUGUUUGUCUCCUGACCAUCCAUGUAGAUACCUGCAGUGGGAGUCCCUGGGAAGCCGGGUCUGUCUGAGUGACAGAUGUCUGGUGACCCUCCAGAGGAUACUUCGGAAAGGUGUCCCCUGAGGGGCAGUUAUGGGAGGCCAGGUUCACUGUAAGGUUCUUCAUAGAACUGUGGGCUCUGUAGGGAAGGCUUGAACCUGUUCCAGCAGUCUGGGUGGAUGCUGCUGCCAAAGGGCCUUGAAUGAUGGAGGAGCGCCCUGGAGCGGAGGCACAUCUGGACAUGUGUGUGCCAGUCCAUUCCUUUCCCGUACUUCCUGUGACAGCUUCAGAUGGCAUUUGCAGGUGCCAAGCAUGUGGAAUCAGUGUAGGGAGAGUUCUGCCUCCUGUUGCACACUUUCAGCCUCUACCAGUAGGGGGCGCAGUGGGGCAGAGUGGUGUCAGCUGCCCAGGCAGAUGCUGUACCAGCAGGUUAAACAGCAGUAGAUCUUUGUGUUAGGAUCCAGACUUUGUUGCUGUAUGAUGACACCUCGAGUAAAUAGGAGCUCACUGUGUCCCCAGUUCUUGCUUGACAUUCCAGGCAGCCAUGGCUUGAUCAGCAUGGCCUGACUUAACAGUUCCUAAAUUUGGGAUUAUUUUGAAAUGUGUGUGUCUCUUUGUUGACUCUGGUUUAUUCUUAUUGCAGACAUUUUCUGUGCAAAAAUUAAUUUAAAAUAAUGUUAUAUGCUGUAUUCUCCUUUCAUUGCACCCUAGUGUGUUUAUUUGCUUAAAACAAGAAUUUAAUGAGAAACUUUAAAUUGAACCAUAUUUAGUUUUUAAUUUUUCCUGGCAUGGUGGUAUACACCUGAAAUCUGCUACUCUAGAGGUUGAGGUAGGAGGAUAGCUAUGUAUUAAGACAGUAUCUGGAAACUGGUUAUUCUUGGAUUUUUUUAAAUUUCUGGUAGAAUAAACACUAUUUAAAGACUUCCUCACUAUGUGAGUCAGUCAGGAGCAUGUCCUCAGAGCAGGGGUCUUCAUCUGUCUUACCCACCCUGACUGGAGCUGAGACCCUGAAACACCCACUCCAGGGUGGUGAUGGUGAGCUGAGCUUCCCCAUGCUGGCAUCUCCUCUUUUCUUCCCCCAGCUUACUGUGGGCAGUUCCUGGUCUUUCUGAGACAGGAUACACAUUCCAGGUGGAAAAGGUCUCCCUAGAAGCCAUGGCCCCACCCUGCCCCUGCCAGCUCUUAAAUAGCUAGCUAGGGUUUCCUCUGCCUUGCAGCUGUAGGUGGGGGGAAAUAGACGAGGAGAGCCUGCCACUCAGACUUCAAUGCUUGGAAGCUCCCAGAAGGCCUUGGGGUGGAACCGUGACCCUGCCUCACUGCCCAUCCUAUAGAGCCAGCAGACCCCAUCAGGGCAGGCUGAGAUGCUGUGUAAGACCAUAGCCGUAUUUCAGUGCCUGCCUUGCAGGGCUACACAGUCCCCCACGAAGACAAGCGGAGGAGCCUUUAUCCUUAGUGUGACCUGGACUGGUACCAUGGAAGUCUCUGAGCUACAGUCUCACCUAGGACCUGGUUUGUGACUGAGAUGAGAAGGGUUUGCUCUGGGGGUGACAGAACAAAUAGAAGACCCACAGGCUUAGCACUUCCUUCUAGUAUCCCACAGAGCAGGAAGGCAGAAGCCAAAUUCCCUGAACGCUCAGACCUGAUUGGUUCCCACAGAACACCUAAGAUCAUUUCUGGGUGGUGGGCGGUAUGAUGUCAGUGCUUUUGGAGAUGGUGGUGGAUUCUGAAUGAUCGUAGCUCUUGAAGGAUGAGGCAGGGGUGACAUCCUGAAUGCUCUUAGCUUCAUAGCUGCCUAAUUCCUGAUCCAGACCUUGUCAGAAUUUCUCCCAUGUGUUGCAAACCUGGACCAAUCAGAAGACGGGCUGUUCUGGGGCCGGCCCAACCCUAUUAUUCCUCCCCAGAGACCACGACCUUUUGGAAGCUCCUAGCCUUUAGAGCAAAGCACAGCUGGCCCACAGUCCCUGCUGCGCAGGAGGGGCGCGCUCUGGGCUCAGGUGGUCUCUGGCCCAAGUCUCUCAGCCCCAUGUACUGUCCCCUGUCAGUGUGUUUGUAGACUUGAGCACCUGUCUGUUUCGUGCUGGUCUGUUGACUUCUAUGAUUAUCCACAAAUAAAUAUUUUCAUUGCA